AUGUUGAGCGGAGAGAAUCUGUAUACCGUGAGUGUGUCGGCGCCGGGGAAGGUGAUCCUGCACGGGGAACACGCGGUGGUUUAUGGGAAAACGGCCAUCGCUGUCAGCCUCGGGCUGAGGAGCUCUAUCGUUAUAAAGGAAGUCAAAACCGUCGGAGAACCAGCGGUCUACAUCCACCUACCCUGCGUCGGUCUCCAGGAGACCAUACCCCUUAACCCCACCGUGAAGGCUCUCUUCAACCCGCAGCUCUGCCACGGCGUCACUGGCAAGUUCUCCUGGAAGAUACCAGGGCAUCUGGACCAUGACAACCAUCUCAGGAAGGUCAACGAGUUCCUGCAUCAGAUCAAGCCGAAUUUUGAUGAGCUGCCGAACAACCAGAAGAAUUCUUUGAGGAGCUUCCUUUAUAUGUAUUCGGGGAUUUUCGGGAGUACGAAUUUGCAGGUCAAAUCCAUGGACAUUUCCAUGGGCUCAGAGCUGACCAUAGGCGCUGGGACCGGUAGCUCCGCCUCAUUCGCCGUCUGCCUCGCGGGUGCGCUCCUACGGCUGAUGGCGCUGCGGGCGCGAGGCAGCUUCGAGCCUCCCGGUGAUUUUGAGCCGCGCGAGGCGGAGGCGAUUUCAGCUUGGGCGUAUAACUGCGAGCGGAUCAUGCAUGGGACGCCUUCAGGCAUAGACAACGAGACCUGCACAUUCGGCUCCAUCGUCUCCUUCAAGAAGGGCACGAAGGCGCGCCACCUCGACAUCCGGCUCAACCUGCGAGUACUCCUCGUAGAUUCGCGCGUGAAUCGCGAAACACACGCCCUGCUCGUCAAAGUCGCGGGCAUUCGGCAAAGGAACACCGCGGCUGUGGACCACGUGAUGAACGCGCUGGACGACAUCGCUCACACUGCCACGCAGGUUUUGGAAAAACUCGCUGGUGGCAAGUGUCCAGCUGACACGGACGCAGACUAUCAACACUUAGGAGAACUGUGGGACAUGAACCACUGCCUUUUGGCGGCGUUGGGCGUGUCACAUCCAGCCCUAGAAGCGAUCAGGAGCCUAGCGCGGGCCCGGAACCUUGCCUGCAAGCUCACGGGUGCUGGCGGCGGAGGGUACGCGAUGAUCCUCAUCCCGCCUUCAACUCCACGCACCACUGUGGACUCCCUCACGGGGCAGCUCCUCGAGAACGGCUUCCGCGUCACGGAGACCUGCCUCGGCGGCCCCGGCGUGCAGCUCGAGAUGUGACACAGAGAACAAGGCUAAAGCCCCGGUAGACUACUCCUACAAAUAUUUCAGC
This is a messenger RNA of Cydia splendana, 1273 nucleotides long. RefSeq names its product mevalonate kinase (gene Mk). Gene Ontology annotation, cellular component: cytoplasm; cytosol. The record is from RefSeq and is a predicted model, not a curated record. The transcript is spliced from 7 exons. Lineage: Eukaryota; Metazoa; Arthropoda; Insecta; Lepidoptera; Tortricidae. Gene Ontology annotation, biological process: isoprenoid biosynthetic process; isopentenyl diphosphate biosynthetic process, mevalonate pathway; cholesterol biosynthetic process. Gene Ontology annotation, molecular function: ATP binding; mevalonate kinase activity. Bases 1 to 1221 code for a protein of 406 amino acids.